Galeopterus variegatus (Sunda flying lemur) is the source of this 2191-nucleotide messenger RNA. RefSeq names its product K(lysine) acetyltransferase 2B (gene KAT2B). NCBI's taxonomy places the organism in Eukaryota, Metazoa, Chordata, Mammalia, Dermoptera, Cynocephalidae. Gene Ontology annotation, molecular function: protein binding; histone H3 acetyltransferase activity. The record is from RefSeq and is a predicted model, not a curated record. The transcript is spliced from 16 exons. Gene Ontology annotation, biological process: chromatin remodeling; positive regulation of transcription by RNA polymerase II. The annotation marks the transcript as partial. Gene Ontology annotation, cellular component: nucleus; histone acetyltransferase complex.
CUGCUCAUGUUUCCCACCUGGAGAAUGUGUCAGAGGAAGAAAUGAACAGACUCCUGGGAAUAGUGUUGGAUGUGGAAUAUCUCUUUACCUGUGUCCAUAAGGAAGAAGAUGCAGAUACCAAACAAGUUUAUUUCUACCUAUUCAAGCUCUUGAGAAAGUCUAUUUUACAAAGAGGAAAACCUGUGGUUGAAGGCUCUCUGGAAAAGAAACCCCCAUUUGAAAAACCUAGUAUUGAACAGGGUGUGAAUAACUUUGUACAGUACAAAUUUAGUCACCUGCCAUCAAAAGAAAGGCAAACAAUAGUUGAAUUGGCAAAAAUGUUCCUAAACCGCAUCAACUAUUGGCAUCUGGAAGCACCAUCUCAACGAAGACUGCGAUCUCCCAAUGAUGAUAUUUCUGGAUACAAAGAGAACUACACAAGGUGGCUGUGUUAUUGCAACGUGCCACAGUUCUGUGACAGUCUACCUCGGUAUGAAACCACCCAGGUGUUUGGGAGAACAUUGCUUCGCUCGGUCUUCACCGUUAUGAGGCGACAGCUCCUGGAACAAGCAAGACAGGAAAAGGACAAACUGCCUCUCGAGAAACGAACUCUAAUCCUCACCCAUUUCCCAAAGUUUUUAUCUAUGUUAGAAGAAGAAGUUUAUAGUCAAAACUCUCCCAUCUGGGAUCAAGAUUUUCUCUCAGCCUCUUCCAGAACAGGCCAGCUAGGAAUCCAAACAGUUAUCAAUCCACCUCCUGUGGCUGGGACAAUUUCAUACAAUUCAAACUCAUCUUCCCUUGAGCAGCCGAAUGGCGAGAGCACCAGUCCUUCCUGCAAAGCAUCUUCGGGGCUUGAGGCAAACCCAGGAGAAAAGAGGAAAAUGAAUGAUUCUCAUGUUCUAGAAGAGGCCAAGAAACCCCGAGUUAUGGGGGAUAUUCCAAUGGAAUUAAUCAAUGAGGUCAUGUCUACCAUCACGGACCCUGCAGUGAUGCUUGGACCAGAGACCAAUUUUCUGUCAGCGCAUUCGGCCAGGGAUGAGGCGGCAAGGCUGGAAGAGCGCAGGGGUGUAAUUGAAUUUCACGUGGUUGGCAAUUCUCUGAACCAGAAACCAAACAAGAAGAUCCUGAUGUGGCUGGUCGGCCUACAGAACGUGUUCUCCCAUCAGCUGCCUCGAAUGCCAAAAGAGUAUAUCACACGGCUCGUCUUUGACCCGAAGCACAAAACCCUCGCUCUAAUUAAAGAUGGCCGUGUUAUUGGUGGUAUCUGUUUCCGUAUGUUCCCAUCCCAAGGAUUCACAGAGAUUGUUUUCUGUGCUGUAACAUCAAAUGAGCAAGUCAAGGGCUAUGGAACGCAUCUCAUGAAUCAUUUGAAAGAAUAUCAUAUAAAACACGAUAUCCUGAACUUUCUCACAUAUGCAGAUGAAUAUGCAAUUGGAUACUUCAAGAAACAGGGUUUCUCCAAAGAAAUUAAAAUACCUAAAACCAAAUAUGUUGGUUACAUCAAGGAUUAUGAAGGAGCCACUUUAAUGGGAUGUGAGCUAAAUCCACGAAUCCCAUAUACAGAAUUUUCUGUCAUCAUUAAAAAGCAGAAGGAGAUAAUUAAAAAGCUGAUAGAAAGAAAACAGGCCCAGAUUCGGAAAGUCUACCCUGGACUUUCAUGUUUUAAAGACGGAGUUCGACAGAUUCCUAUAGAAAGCAUCCCUGGAAUUAGAGAGACAGGCUGGAAACCGAAUGGAAAAGAGAAAAACAAAGAGCCCAAAGACCCUGACCAGCUCUACAGCACGCUCAAGAGCAUCCUCCAGCAAGUGAAGAGCCAUCAAAGCGCUUGGCCCUUCAUGGAACCUGUGAAGAGAACAGAAGCUCCAGGAUAUUAUGAAGUUAUAAGGUUCCCCAUGGAUCUGAAAACCAUGAGUGAACGCCUCAAGAAUAGGUACUACGUGUCUAAGAAAUUAUUCAUGGCAGACUUACAGCGAGUCUUUACCAAUUGCAAAGAGUACAACCCCCCUGAGAGUGAAUACUACAAAUGUGUCAAUAUCCUGGAGAAAUUCUUCUUCAGUAAAAUUAAGGAAGCUGGAUUAAUUGACAAGUGAUUUUUUUCCCCCUCUGCUUCUUAGGAACUCAUCAAGCAGUGUGCCUAAAGCAAGGUGGUUUAGUUUUACAAAGAACUGGACAUAAUGUAUUGAAGAGACUUGUAAAUGUAAUAAUUAGCACU